AUGGGUCUGGGCGACCCUACGCCCAAACCUGCUGCGGUUACUCUCGCCGACGUCGCCGAGAGAAAAGCAGCCCUGGACGCCAUCAAUGCCAAGAAGCACGACAAGCCUCCUAACAAGGAUCAGGACAAACAAGAUUCGAGCAAGUCUGGCAACUCCAAUGACAGGUCCAAGAACAAACCCAAGAACAACAACGACAAGGGCUCCGGUAACGACAACAACAACAACAACAAGCAGCAGUAA
Molecule: messenger RNA, 240 nt
Organism: Linnemannia hyalina
Lineage: Eukaryota; Fungi; Mortierellomycota; Mortierellomycetes; Mortierellales; Mortierellaceae
Source: the annotation of a GenBank genome assembly